Molecule: messenger RNA, 1340 nt
Organism: Paramisgurnus dabryanus
Lineage: Eukaryota; Metazoa; Chordata; Actinopteri; Cypriniformes; Cobitidae
Product: motor neuron and pancreas homeobox protein 1-like
Biological process (GO): spinal cord motor neuron cell fate specification; central nervous system development; neuron projection morphogenesis
Cellular component (GO): nucleus
Molecular function (GO): sequence-specific double-stranded DNA binding
Source: RefSeq, a predicted model, not a curated record
AUUUUUAAUUUACACAUUUAAAAUGGAUUAUAUGGUGCUUAAUUUAUAUGAUAAUAAAAUUAAUAUUCAAAGAGCCAUGCGUUAUAUUUUUUGCUCGGAUUCUAAAAAAAAUAUCAGAUCAUUGAAAAAAUAAUUGAAGUUUGGCAGUCGGUCGCUAUCGCGCAUAAUUAUUGUGCAAGUAUAUCUUUAAAACUAUCAUUGUUAAAAUGUCAUAAAAAUAUAAUAAAAACAAUAUAACUCAGUCAUCUUUGUUUAUACAGAUGCUUCGCAUGUUGACAACAAAUAAAAAGUAAUAACUAUAAACCAGUUUGUUGGGAUCAUAUGCGUUAAUUGUUGAAAUUCAUUAAUGAGAACACAUUCCUUCAGGAUAUCUACACUGCAGUUUUCUACCAUUCAAUUUAGCUACUUAAAUUACUGGUAUGAUCUGUAAAACAUUUUAAGAAAAUUAGUUAUGUUUGAGCUAUUUGUUUUUGGUACAAUUUCAACUUCAACAGAAUUUUAAUUCUUAUUCCAAGCGCCGAAUCCCUGUCCAAUAGGAUGUUCACAAGGAUGACGUAAACGCCCAAUCCACACCCUCUCAGGCAGCAGUUGACAAGUGGACUUCUGGCUUGCACACCUUCCCAAGAUCAUAACUUUAAACAGAGGAGCGGUGACACUCGUGAGAGCUUUUUAAGUUUCGAACAACGCGUUAAUCUGUUUGUGAGGUGGGCCAGAUGGAGAAAUCUAAAAACUUUUGCAUCGACGCGCUUCUUGCUGUUGAUCGACCAAAAGUGCAGACCUCACCGCUGGCGCUGGUCACUUCCCUGCCCACCUCUUCCGAAAGUGUCCAGGCAUCGGAGUUGAACGCAAACUCCGAAGCCCUGCGGACCGAGACUCCGUCACCCCCCAGGAUAUCAUGCGGCUUGAUCCCUAAACCGGGUUUCUUGAACACUCCACACUCAGGCAUGGUCGGACUACACCCUCAGAGCAGCACCGGGAUUCCUCCUCAGACUUUAUAUGGCCAUCCAAUGUACACUUAUUCAGCCGCAGCACUGGGUCAGCACCCUGCCCUGUCUUAUUCCUAUCCGCACGGGUCACAUCACCAUCACCCGAAUGACCCGCUUAAACUCACCGCCAGCUCCUUUCAGCUCGAUCACUGGCUAAGAGUGUCAACUGCGGGAAUGAUGCUUCCAAAAAUGGGAGAUUUUGGUGGUCAGGCACAGUCAAAUUUACUGGGAAAGUGCAGAAGACCAAGAACGGCGUUCACAAGCCAACAGCUCCUUGAACUUGAGCAUCAGUUUAAAUUGAAUAAAUAUCUAUCCAGACCCAAACGCUUUGAAGUGGCCACAUCAUUAAUGUUA